This is a messenger RNA of Candidozyma auris, 3573 nucleotides long. It is a transcript of the gene HST6, whose product is annotated as ATP-binding cassette a-factor transporter STE6. The record is from RefSeq and is a predicted model, not a curated record. The coding region runs from base 1 to 3573 and encodes 1190 amino acids. Gene Ontology annotation, molecular function: ATP hydrolysis activity; ATP binding; ABC-type oligopeptide transporter activity. Gene Ontology annotation, cellular component: membrane. Gene Ontology annotation, biological process: transmembrane transport. Lineage: Eukaryota; Fungi; Ascomycota; Pichiomycetes; Serinales; Metschnikowiaceae. The transcript has a single exon.
AUGGUCAUUGCAUCAGUCGGUUCGCCCAUACAAACCCAAAUCUACGGCGAAGCUUUUGAGAAGCUUUCGAAAUACAUUUCCGGUGAGUAUCGCUCAAUUGGAGCGUUCGUCUCCGAUAUCAGACUUUUGUGUGGUCUCAUAAUGGUGGUUGGGGUGGUACGGAUGGUUUUCACCUGGGUUAGUAUUCACGUAUGGCUCAUUGUUGGCGAACGGCAACAGAAACGUGCUAGAAAAUUGCUAUUGACUGGGCUCAUGCGCCAAAACCUCGAAUGGUACGACAGCAAAGAGAACUUGAUGGGGACUUUGGCGCAGGUGAACAGGUGCAUUGAAGAGAUUAGGGUUGCAACAUCCGAAAAUGUUGCAUUACUAGUACAAGGCACUUCGGCAAUAAUUUUUCUCCUUAUCUCAGCGAUGAUAUCGUCUUGGUCGCUUACGCUAGUCAUCAUGGCGUCGGCGCCAUUAAUGGCACUUCUGAGCGUAGUGUUUGGUAAGCUCACUCUUCGUUUUGCAAGCAAAGAAAAUUCUUCAAGUGCUGAAGCAUCAAAAGUUUUGGACUGGUGUUUUGUCUCUGGGAACCUUGUUCGUUUGCUCAACGGGAAGUACGAAGACCUGGUGAGCUUCAACCGCAUUGUCGAUUCAUCUGCAAAGGCGUUUACAAAAAUGACUCUCGCAAUUUGCUCGAGUCAACUGGUCUUGAGAACUUUGUCCUUUCUCAUCUUCGUUCAGGGUUUCUGGUUUGGCUCAUUUAUGGUCCUGACUGGUAGACUCAGUAUUGGUCAAGUAUUCACCGCUUUCAGUUCGUGUCUUUUGCUUGGGACACAUAUCACAACAGUAGCUUCUGUUUUGGCCCUUUUGAACAAGGGACAAGCAGCAGCGGCAACCAUAGCGCUGUUCAUGAAAAAGGAUGACUAUUUUACUCUUGGAGACCCAGAUUCCGCAGAAAAGUAUUUUGAUCCCAUUGUGACAGGUCGAAGAAUCAGGUUUGACUGUGUAAGCUUCACUCACAAAAACUCUGAAAAGCAAAGUCUUCAUGAUUUGAGUUUUGAACUUCGCAAUGACAAUAUAAAUUUCAUAGUUGGUCCUUCUGGAUGCGGAAAGUCGACUCUUGUGUCAUUAUUGAUGAAGUUCUAUAGCCCCAACUGCGGUGCAAUCGUGGUAGAUGAUCACAAUCUUGCUCACCUAUCCGAAACACAAGUAUCAGGCUUUUCUACUCUCAUCGAGCUGAAAGCCAUCAUAUUUGAUAAGCUGUUAUACGAAAACAUCACACUCGGAUGCCCCAACAUAUCUUUAGAAUUGGUUGAGGAAGCCUGCGAGUUUGCGGAGUUAGGCACCUUUGUUCGGUCUCUUAAAAAUGGAAUUCAUCUGGAGGUGUCAACAAAUCUCUCCGGAGGACAAAUGCAGAGACUCGGGAUUGCCAGAGCAUACGUACGAGACAGCCCAAUCCUUAUUCUAGAUGAAGCUUUAAGUGCCAUUGACUUUCACACGCGGCGAACUCUUCUCAGAAGGAUCAGAGCUUGGAGAAAGGGAAAGAUGACGGUCAUGAUCUCCCAUAAUAUGCUGGACAUAGAAAAUAAUGAUCUGGUCCUCACUCUUCAAGCAGGCAAAGUUCGAGAGUAUGAGCAGUACAUCCCUUCAUCUCAUGAUGAUAAGGAAGUUGUUAACGUCAACGCUCUGAUUGACGAUCUUAUCGUUCAUGAAAAACUGGAAUCAAUAUUCUCCUCCGAAGAAACUCACAAUUCUCGGGAAGUCAAUGAUUUGGAAGCCCAGGGCGAUCAAAGAGAUGAACUCAAAAUCAAAUCAGUGUUUUCCAUUUUCAGGGAUUGUUUUCACACGAUUCCCAGAAAAUGGAUAAUUGGCACUUCGCUAAUGCUUUCAUUGAUCAGCGGAGUACUAACUCCAGUUUUGUCAUUUUGCUUCUCCAAAUUGCUUUCCAAUAUCGUCAACGAGUCAGCAAAAGCAUCACCUCCAAACCAUGGUGCUGUGUUUUGGUCCGUGCUCGUUAUAGGCCUUAUAAUCGGAGACGGUAUCAUUUACUUCAUGGCUCAUUUCCUUAUCACAUUCUCCUCCGAAGCUUGGAUUGUGAAACUUAGGAAAAAGGCAUUGGUGGCUAUCAAUGACCAAGACAUGUCGUUUUUCACACAAAAAUAUAUGAAGCCAGCUGAAUUAACAGCUCUCUUGAUGAAUGAUUCGAGAGACUUGAGAAACUUGAUUUCUGAAUUUUUGCCAGCUGCUCUUUCUCUUGUUGCAUUGACGCUCGUGGGAGUCAUAUGGUCUAUUGUUUCGGGCUGGAAAUUGGCAUUGGUUGGAACUUCGUUUGUCCCUCUUAUACUUUUGAUAACUAUUUCAUACGGCACAAUUCUUCUGAGAAUUGAGGCUAGCUAUAAGAAUAAGAUUGCCAAUAUUGAAAAGUAUAAUCACAAUGCUGUUCUGGGAGUGAAGACAGUGAAGGCAUUUGGAAUUGCUGACAAUUUGGAGAAACAGAUGCAAGAAAAGCUAGCAGAGAUCUCUUCAAUUGCAAUCACCAGGGCUUGUUUUACCGGCUUUGGCUACUCCCUACUGGAGAUGUGCACAUGUAUCGCCACAGCUGUCAUCCUUUACUACGGCUUAUUCCUUGUUGCUCGCCUUGAAUACACUUACGAGUCCAUGCUCCAAGUGCUCACUCUACUUACGUUCACAAUGACAUCAGCAUCCACACUCAUGAGUUCACUUCCCGAAAUUGCCAGAGGUCAAAGAGCUGGAACUCUCUUCGCAAAGCUCCUCUCUCUCACUGCUCUGCUGAUUGAGACUUCUGGAUCGAAGACCGCAUUGAGGCUAGUAAGGGAUGGUGAGCCAAUUUUAAAUUUCAGGAGUGUCAGCUUCUCAUAUCAUGACAGACAAAAUGACAGCUACAGAAGAGUUUUAUGCAACAUGUCGUUUGAGAUCACAAAAGGUAGCAUUGUGGGCAUUGUCGGUGCUUCAGGCAGUGGCAAGUCUACCGUUGCACUGUUGAUAGGUCGUCUCAUGGACUGUGACACAGGGAGGAUCAGUUUUAACACUCAGGAAAUUAUUGAAUACGACCCUCAGUGGUAUCGCAGAAAUAUUGCAAUUGUGCCACAGCAUCCAAAGUUUUUUGAAGGAACAGUGUGGGAGAAUUUAACUUAUGGGGUGGAGAAACCGUUUUUAACAAAAGACUUCGUCAUUGGCUACCUCAAGGUGUGCAAUAUGUGGGACCUCAUAGCCUCACUACCUUACGGGAUGGACACACAGCUUGAUGAAAGAAGUGUCUCUUCAGGACAGCUUCAAAGGUUAUGUAUUGCGAGAGCAUUGAUUAGAGAGCCCAAAUUGAUUGUUUUCGACGAAUGCACAUCAAACUUAGACAGGAUCAACACCAAGAUGAUAACAGAGCUCAUAAAUUUUGGGAUCACAGAGGCUAACCCUCAAACGACAGUCGUUGUCAUUACACACGAUGUGGAAAUAAUGGAACAGCUCCCUGAAAUACUCGUUUUGAAAAAUGGAAGAGUCGACCAACGUGGAAAGUAUGCAGACAUUGCUCACCAAGAGGGCGAGCUCAAGAGACUUUUAUCUCAGCAUUAA